AUGGGAAAAGACAAGUUCGAAAAACAGGGAUUGCGUAGACAAACCAAGGGGGAAAGAAAGAGAAAGAAACACGACCCCAACCCAAAGUCCAAGGUCAUUCCUGAGGACCACAAUGAUCAUGCCCAAGACGCCUUCAAAGGAUGUGAACCGCCAAACCAAACCGAACCUCACGUGGAGACCAAGGCAACAGCUACUAGCGGUAGCGAUGCCGAGGCCUCUGAAAUCACAGACCAAAGCUCCCAAGAUAUGCAUGACUCUCAAGUCGGUAGAAAGAUAGAUGAGCCCAAAAGGAAGCUAUUCCAUCAGCUAUACGCCGAUAAAGAAUCAGCAACCGAAUAA
Penicillium odoratum is the source of this 339-nucleotide messenger RNA. RefSeq lists its product as uncharacterized. The transcript is spliced from 2 exons. The record is from RefSeq and is a predicted model, not a curated record. The coding region runs from base 1 to 339 and encodes 112 amino acids. NCBI's taxonomy places the organism in Eukaryota, Fungi, Ascomycota, Eurotiomycetes, Eurotiales, Aspergillaceae.